UCCCAGCAAAAAUUCCAUCCCCUUUCUCAUCUCCCGAAACCCCAUCGGGUUUCAAUCCCAAACCCAAGGGAGGAAACGAAUCGAAUUCCAAAAUCAUUCAGAGAUUUACGAUUUCUGAUCAUCACUUCAUCCGUCUGAUCCCUAUAUCUCAUCAGAAAAUCCAACGAUCCGAUGACAAACACCUGAUCUUCUUAUCCUAUCAUCUCCUGCUUUUUUCUAGGGUUCAUUUUCUUCCUACCUUCGUCUUUACCAUCUCCUGCAACGGCCCGAAUUCCCUCCAUCGCGAUGGACGGAAACAAAGACGAAGCCCUUAAAUGCCUCAGGAUCGGAAAAGAAUCCCUAGAAUCCGGCGAUCGGAACCGCGCCCUCAAAUUCCUCACCAAGGCCCGCCGACUGGACCCCACCCUCCCCAUCGAUGAUCUCAUCUCCACCAUUGACUCAGAUUCCCCUAAUGACAACCCUCCCCCGCCAACUGACCCCACCACUGAAGCACAUGUGCCAAACAAGCCGCCUGGGAAUUCUUCUUCGGUUAGGGCUAGAGUUUCAGCCAAUGGGCCAUCGCCAUCGCCAUCGUCGUCGUCGUCGUCCUCUUCUUACACCGAGGAGCAGAUCUCGAUUGUCCGCCAGAUCAAAAGGAAGAAGGAUUACUAUGAGAUCUUGGGUGUCGAGAAGGAAUGUUCUGUAGAAGAUGUCCGGAAGGCUUAUAGGAAGUUGUCGCUGAAAGUCCAUCCUGAUAAGAACAAGGCGCCUGGUGCUGAGGAGGCGUUUAAGGCCGUCUCAAAGGCCUUCCAGUGCCUCAGUGACGGAGAGAGCCGGAAAAGAUACGAUCUUGUUGGGUCUGAGGAGGAAGUCGUCUAUGAGCGGCGGGCGAGGAGGGGUUCCCACAAUGGCUUCAAUGGCUUCUACGAGGGUGAGGUUGAUGCGGAGGAGAUCUUCCGGAACUUCUUCUUCGGAGGUGGCAUGCCUCCAGCAACUGCAUCAUUUGGUACGUUUAGGUUUGGGCAAGGUAUGGGACCGAGUGCUGGCCGGAAUGGUGAGGCUCAUGGAUCAGGUAAUACCAAUCUUCGGGCUCUAAUUCAGAUUCUGCCCAUCAUUGUCUUGCUGCUGUUGAACUUCCUUCCAUCUUCGGAACCUGUUUAUUCCCUCUCUCGAUCCCACGCUUACCAGUACCAAUUCGUCACUGAGAAGGGCGUGCAGUUUUAUGUGAGGACAUCAAAAUUCGAAGAGGAGUAUCCUAUUCACAGUCCAGAGCGUACGGCGCUUGAAGAACGUGUGGAGCGUGACUAUGCUUCUGUUCUCACGCAAAAUUGCCGGGUCGAGUUGCAACGGCGCCAGUGGGGCCUUGCAUAUCAGAUUCCACACUGUGACCUGCUUAAGGAGUUCGAGGCCCGGGCUUGAUGUUUACACACAAGGGAACUCAAUUUACCUCAAACAUCUAAAGGAAAAGCAACAAUCUUGAUGAGCCGAUGAUCAAUAAAGGAAAAGGUGAUUCAUUGUUCAUAUUUUUUCAUUUGAUGCAUCUGUUAGCUAAUUGGAAUUCCCGAUUCUGAAAUUGGUCAAAGGUUAGAAUUGUAUAUGCUGCCUUCCAAGAAAAAUCCUCCACCCCUGGUGGACGUAGAAUGCCCAUACCUUGCAAGAGAAACAGUUCGACGUAAAUGGUGAAAAUGAAUUAUAUAAGAAGUUAAGAACAUACCUAGAGGAUCCCUACCCAAACUCUCCAAUACUUCCUACUAUAGGGAUAUACACUUCUUCUAACCUAACCUGGAUCUCAACUGAAAAACGAUCUCAUUAUCUCAUCCUCUUUCAAAUUUCUUCUAAGGUCAAGAUACCCCAAACCCCAUUCCCUAUUUUUUUUAGCACUCUCCUAUGACCAUCUUCCUGACAACUUUUUCCUUGAAAGAUAAUAAUUUAUUAAAGCUCACCUAAAGGCGAAAGCAAAAGAAGGAAGAAAAGAAAGACUUAAAAAAAAAAACAGAAA
Molecule: messenger RNA, 1978 nt
Organism: Magnolia sinica
Lineage: Eukaryota; Viridiplantae; Streptophyta; Magnoliopsida; Magnoliales; Magnoliaceae
Product: chaperone protein dnaJ 49-like
Exons: 2
Coding region: 286-1398 (370 amino acids)
Biological process (GO): cellular response to misfolded protein
Cellular component (GO): endoplasmic reticulum membrane
Molecular function (GO): Hsp70 protein binding
Source: RefSeq, a predicted model, not a curated record